Molecule: messenger RNA, 3328 nt
Organism: Cuscuta campestris
Lineage: Eukaryota; Viridiplantae; Streptophyta; Magnoliopsida; Solanales; Convolvulaceae
Source: the annotation of a GenBank genome assembly
UUGAGAAAGUCAUUAUGUUUUUAUCCUAUUUAGGUAAAUUACUCUAGAAAAAAUGAGUAGAAUAUACUAUAAUAUACCUCAUGAUCAUGGAAAACAGACUCGAUGCCAUACACAUCCCCGCUAUUUCUUAUAGACUGUAAUCUUAUGAAUGGAUGAGGCGUGAUUGUAGAUGAGCAAGGUGUCAGGAAGUAUCUAUUUCUUUUAAAGCAUACCAAAAUUGAGCCAUUUUUGAUAAUUCAUUUUCCAUGGAGCAACUGGGAAAUUGAGGCGUGGGUGGAAGGGGCGGAAUGACCCCCUUUUAUAGACAUGUUCUGUGGCAAGGCAAGUGCAUAAUAAUCCUGCACAAUUAUAACAGCAGAAUGACCCAUUAAUGGCAGCAUGAAUGUUAGUUAUGGGAGCAGUAAAUUAAACUAUAUUCAAAUUUUUGCAGUAUGUACUUUUAUUGUGUAUUGGAAAAGCAGCAAAAUGAAUUGAACUUGUAAAAAGACCUCCCACAUGAGUGGUUUUGGUGAACUUUUUCUUGUUGUCCUUUCUGCCCUCUUCUUUAUACUCCAUAAUUUAGCAUAUAAAAACUGUAAAUCUGCAGACAUUGACUGCAAAAUUGCAUUCUCUGCAAUUCAAUCUAACUUUUGCAACUCUUCCUUUACUUAUUUAUAGAUUGCGUGAAUUUCAAUUUUUAGUUGAUGGAAUUUUAUUUGAUCGAAGAAAAAUAUUGCGUAAUCAAGAACUUCUUAUCUCGCCAGAAGAUCUAAAGAAUUUAUGUUUGAUUGAAAUUGAGAAGUUACUUAAUUAAAACGGACGAUCCUUAAAAGAGUUUGAUGCCGAUUAGAUAUAUCUAUAUAUAUAUAUAUAUAUAUAUAGAUAGAUGUAUAUAUAGAGAGAUUGUAGUGCAUGUCGGUCUCGGCGGAUCUCAAUCUGUCUUGGGCGCUGCAAUUCAUAGCCACCGCGUUCUUUAUAGCCCUGGGACUGCUGCACCUCCUCAAGACCACCGCCUCAAAGUACUUCGUGGUCGACGACGCCAACUUCAAUUCCGCCUCCGCCGGCAAGAUGGAGGCGUUGGACGAAGGCUGCCCGGUCUGUAGCCGCCCUGCCUCCAAGAUGUGCUCUGGUUGUAAGAGGGUCAAGUACUGCUCUGAAGCUUGCCAAAGUUCGCAUUGGAACUCUGGUCAUAAGUUAAAAUGCAGAGCUUUUAGAUCAUCAUGCAUGAAUAAAUCAGCAAUGGGAUCAUCUACAAUGCGGAGGAGGAGAACUUCUGAAAUUUCACUAGUACCUGCUAGUGGAACGUCUAAGACACUCAGCCAUUCAGGAAAGAUACUAUUCCCAUAUGAGGAAUUUGUAGAACUUUUCAACUGGAAUAAGCUGGGCUUUCCUCCUUGUGGUCUUUUAAAUUGUGGAAACAGCUGCUUUGCCAAUGUGGUUUUGCAAUGUCUUGUUUACACUAGGCCGCUGGUUGCUUACAUACUCAAGAAAGGCCAUGUCAGAGAAUGUAAACGGAAUGAUUGGUGCUUCUUUUGUGAAUUUGAACGUCAUGUUGAGAAGGCAAGCCAAGGUCGACAACCCUUUUCACCAAUCAACAUUCUAUCACGGCUGCCUAGUUUAGGCUGUAAUCUUGGCUGUGGAAAACAGGAAGAUGCUCAUGAGUUCAUGAGGUUUGCUAUCGAUACAAUGCAAUCAGUGUGCCUUGAUGAAUUUGGUGGAGAAAAGGCUGUUCCUCCUAGCUCACAAGAAACCACUCUUAUUCAGCAUAUAUUUGGUGGCCGGCUUCAAUCUCAGGUCAUUUGUUCACAAUGCAAUAACAUCUCAAAUCAGUUUGAAAAUAUCAUGGAUCUAACUGUGGAAAUUGAUGGUGAUGUUGCUUCUUUGGAGCAAUGUUUAGAUCAGUUCACUGCUAAAGAGUCACUUCAUGGAGAUAAUAUGUAUAAAUGUGACAGAUGCAAUGACUAUGUUGCGGCAUGUAAGCGUCUUAUGAUCUGUCAGGCACCAAACAUCCUUACCAUUGCCUUAAAGCGGUUUCAGAGGGGGUGGUUCGGAAAACUUAAUAAGAAGGUGACCUUUCCAGAGACUUUAGACCUUUGUCCUUACAUGAGUAGGACAGGAGAGAGAGAUGAUUUUUACAAGCUGUAUGCGGUCAUUGUUCACAUUGACAUGCUGAAUGCAUCCUUUUUUGGACAUUACAUAUGCUAUGUCAAGGAUUUUUGUGGGCAGUGGUACAGAAUUGAUGAUUGUAAGGUUGCUUGUGUUGAUCUGGACGAGGUUCUUUCACAGGGGGCCUACAUGCUAUUAUAUAGCAGGAUUUCUGCGCGACCAACAUCCUUAUAUCAUGUUGAAAAUCCAAAGAAAGAGGAGCAGGUGGUUGCCGGAGUGGAAGAAGUUGACUGCCGCGCUACAUCAGAAUCCCUUGAAUCUUCUCUUCCAACCGGUUCAUUGUCAACAGAUGAAAGUUCUAACACAAAAACUAAUACUUCUGAUAUAGAGGAAGUACAUUUGGGGAAAAGUGUUGAAGUUGAAGUUUCUAGCGAGGAUCAAGAUAUGUUGGAUUAUGAGCCCUCUGCUGAGCCACUCAUUUCUGAUUCACAUUUGUUGAGAAGCUCAACCGGGAAUGGUCAAGUUAAUUCCUCUGACCAAGGCGAAUUGCAGAGUAUGGUUUCAUCUGUCAUAUCAAAUGGCGAUAGACCAGGAAAUGCGGUAACUGCAAAUGCCAGUCCUAAGCAGCGAAGUAAUGGCAUUCAAGAUGGGUUCAACAAAUCUUGCAAGAAACCAAAGCCACUAUUCCCCCCUGGUUUUCUUCUUGACAAGCCUCCGCGGAAAGUUGUACAGGGAAAGCCUCCAUUGGAGCAGAAUGGUUUUGCUGAGCUAAACGUACAGGAUAACAAGCGCCAUCCGGCUCAUUUUGUGAAUAAUUAAUUUUGAAGGCAAGGAAAAAAAGAAGCUUAUUUCAGAACCGUCGACCUUUGACUUGGACUAUACGAAGUAGUAUUUACUUAUAUCUUCAUCUCCAUUGCCUUACUGCAUAGUGUUCCAAUUUUUUUCGAGCAUCUUCUUGGACAGGCUGAUACCACCAGAUGAUCGUUCCAAUUCUUGACGGUUUUGAAGAUUCAACUUCAGAAGAGGUUUUAAAUAAGUGGCAAAACGGUGACUUAGAGGUUUUAUUCACCUCAUUCCUGUUUUUCUUAUUAUUUUUUCAUGGUUUAUCUAUAUAUAUUCAAGAAAUCCUGAUGGGUUCUUUUUAGUGAUGGGAGGGCACUUUGCAGCUAGAAAAACACAUGUCCUGCUAUUUAGAGAAAGUUAUUAUGUUUUAGUGCUGUUUAAGUAAAUUCCUCAUAUAAUU